UUCACCCGACAGUGCCCCGCACUCUCACUUAAGCCGCCACACAGCGCCGGCCGGAAAAUAACCUGAAAUACUUUUGAUUAAAAAAAUCCUCCGGGUGACCUCCGGUGUGACUCAGCGCAACUUCUGACGACGACGCCGAAGUGUCCCGGUGUACUUUCUGAUCCUCGGCGGAGCGCAAACACGGAGUUACCAAAGUCCGCGACAGGCUCCAGCGAUGGUGACUUUACGCACGGGAUUUGGAAGCUGUUUGCACUGACUCCUGUUCUCGCCGCCGAAAACUCCGUCAGCGUCGCUCCCCCCGAAGAGUCGUCAAGUUUGCAAGAAGCACACAGCGCAUGACGAACGACUGAAUCCAGAAUGAUGUCUUCCAUGCGAGCAACGCCUCCCUUUCAUCCACCGCCCGAGGAAGCAGAAGUGAUUGGUCAGGACAGUGCAGGCUGGGUUGGUGAUGAGCACGACGGCCCAAAGGAGACGGUGUCGCCUUCUUUGCAUGACCAGUCCCACCCAGAUGAACUGCAGCCAAUCAGAGAGAAACCAACAGACGCUGAGUGGGAGAGUGUCAGUCCUGCUGUGAUGGACAAUGAAAGCAGUAAAGGUGGCUCAGUCUACUCUUACCGGACUACCUCUACCUCUCCAACCAAGCCAGAGGAGUGUCCAAGGGAUCGCGGGGAGCCUGUGAUUGGCCUCGCCUUUGGGACACCAGAGCGCCGCAAAGGGAGCCUGGCAGACGUGGUGGACACACUGAAACAGAAGAAGCUCGUGGAGCUGACCAAGACAGAGCAGGACGAAGAUCUUUGA
Neolamprologus brichardi is the source of this 798-nucleotide messenger RNA. The record is from RefSeq and is a predicted model, not a curated record. Lineage: Eukaryota; Metazoa; Chordata; Actinopteri; Cichliformes; Cichlidae.